CAUUCAAAAAUUCCAAAACCCAUUCUAACAUUCCUUCAAAAAAAACCCCAAAAUAAUUCAAAUCACAAAAUUUCUUCAAUUUUUCAUUGAUAUGAACAAGAUGAAUUGUGAGUUAUGUGAUAAGAACAAAUCAAUGAUGUAUUGUGAAUCAGAUCAAGCUAGUCUUUGUUGGGAUUGCGAUUCGAAAGUUCAUUCUGCAAAUUUUCUCGUAGCUAAACAUUCGAGAAAUCUCCUUUGUCAUUCAUGUCAAAAUUCAACUCCAUGGACUGCUUCUGGUCCAAAGCUUUCUCCUACUUUCUCUGUCUGCAAUUCCUGCCUCGAAAACCCUACCGCCGCCGCCGUUCGAUUACAAGAUCCAAUUGAAGAAAUUGGGGAAAGAAUUGAAGAAAAUUAUCAAACGGAAACGGAUAAUGACGAAGAUGAGGAUGAAUACGGGAGUACUGAGAGUGAAAUCGAUGACGACGAUGACGAUGAAGAGGAUGGGAAUCAAGUUGUUCCUUUAUCUUCUUCUCCGUCGAGUAAUUUCUCUCCACCGUCGUCGGUGCGUUCGGUGAGUUAUUCCGGCAGUUAUGGAGAUUUAUCAGCUGCCGGAGAUUGUGGCGGCGGCGCUACGGUGGCUGUUAAUUCAACUCCGUGGAAGCGAGUAAGGGAAAGUGAUUGCCUACAUUUUGAGGAUGAAGAAGCAUGUUCGUCGAGUUUGUUGUUGGAAGAGAACAAGGGAACAUCUUCAUCCAUAGGGUUCUUGAGACCAAUGAAGGUGGUUCGAACAAAUGAGUUGUGUGAUUAGUCACAACUACGUAUAUAGUGUAAUUUCAUAAGUGAGAUCUGAAACGAGUAGGUAGGAGUUGUCUUUAUUAUGCAAAAUCUUGUUUCUCUACGAUCGAUCAUUUGACUACAAGAGACGUACACAAAUAGAAUUAUGCAUUUUCCUUUU
This is a messenger RNA of Solanum stenotomum, 934 nucleotides long. RefSeq names its product zinc finger protein CONSTANS-LIKE 1-like. The transcript is spliced from 2 exons. Bases 92 to 787 code for a protein of 231 amino acids. Lineage: Eukaryota; Viridiplantae; Streptophyta; Magnoliopsida; Solanales; Solanaceae. The record is from RefSeq and is a predicted model, not a curated record. Gene Ontology annotation, molecular function: zinc ion binding.